Molecule: messenger RNA, 1176 nt
Organism: Aureobasidium namibiae CBS 147.97
Lineage: Eukaryota; Fungi; Ascomycota; Dothideomycetes; Dothideales; Saccotheciaceae
Product: FAD/NAD(P)-binding domain-containing protein
Exons: 1
Coding region: 1-1176 (391 amino acids)
Cellular component (GO): cytoplasm
Molecular function (GO): flavin adenine dinucleotide binding; electron-transferring-flavoprotein dehydrogenase activity
Source: RefSeq, a predicted model, not a curated record
AUGGAUAUCUCGCGGGAUAGCGCACGUUUCGUCAUUAUUGGCGGUUCAUACGCCGGCAUCAAAACUGCACACGGAGUCCUCAAGCAAAUACCUAAUGCUCAUGUGACGCUGAUUAACCCAUCGAUGCAAUUCUUCUACAACAUUGCGUCUCCAAGGAUCCUGGCCAACCCCGACGCGAUUCGCACAGAUGAAUACAUGAUCGACAUCCCAAGCUGUUUCGCCCGCCAUGGUCCAGGUUCAUUUCGAUUCGUGGAAGGACUUGCCACAGAGGUUCUUGAGCAAACUCGAGUGGUCAAACUUGCCGAUUGCGAAGAGAUUGCGUAUGACUAUCUCAUCAUUGCUUCAGGAAGCACUACCAAAUCAACAGAGGGCUUGGACGGCGAUAUGGCUCCGUGGAAAGCUCGACAAGACGGCCGGACGCUUGAGUAUAUCAUAGAAAGCCAAGAGAAACUCGCACGAGCGACAGACAUUGUUAUCUGCGGAGCUGGUCCCGUUGGAGUGGAGUUCGCAGGCGAGCUUGCCGAUAUGGUCGAGGAGAGUGAGAAGAAUUGCAGUGUCACUUUGAUAUCUUCGAGGAGCACAAUACUGCCUCAUAUCGACCAGCGUGUCGGCCUCCAUGCUAUGGCGAUUCUGGCUCGUAAGGGCGUCAAGGUAGUGAUGGGAAGCAAGGUGGCUUCUGCCUACCGAGACAACCUGUCCUCGAGAUGGAUCAUCGAGUUGGACGACGGCACGACGAUGAGCUCGGAUUGCUACAUCUCUACAACUGGACCGUUGCCUUGCAACAAUUUCAUACCAGGCCACUUUCUGGACGAUCAAGGAUGGAUGAAAGUUGACGCUCAUCUUCGCGUCGUCAGUUCCGCGGCUUCAGAUCAAUCUCCGUGCAGAGUAUAUGGCAUUGGAGAUAUCAUCGCAUGCCAACCACGGAAUGUGCGUGUCAUCAACCAGCAGCUGACCGUUCUUCUUGCCACUCUCAAAGCGGAUCUACAAACGACAACAUGUGGUCAGAAAUCAAGCCUGACAUACUCGCCGAGACCUACGACUCACAUACUCAUACCUAUCGGUGCCGCUGCCGGGACGGGCCUCGUCUUCGGCGUGAUCCCGUGGGAGUGGGUUGUGUGGCUUAUGCAAGGUCGCAAUUAUCUCGUACCAUAUGUCCGACGCUUCUUGAGUUCGUAA